AGAACAUUUUCGGGCAAUUCAUAAAGCCGGGGAAAGCGUCGACUUCACCUGAGACAUAGCAUUCGCCAUGUACCAGCGUGAGGACAUCAACGUGGGAAAGCUGCUCAAGAGGCUGCCUAAGGCAGUACGGAGCAAAGUGCAGGCAAAGGAGUUCCUGGACGAGUGCUGGACCAUUUUCAAGAAAUACGAUGCUUUCCAGAGUGAAAAGCUUGAAGGCUGCAACCUUUGGAAAGCGUUGCUGGAGGCUUUGCCCGAGGCGUUUUCCCAGGCGAUCCUCAAGAACCAGUACGGGUGGUCUUUGCAGCAGGACUCGGUUUAUGCAUUCACUGGCUGCGGCCGCGAUGGUGAGCCUGCUGUUUCCCUUAUUAAGUUCCCCGAGUAUGUCAAGUUCACCCUGGCAUUGAUCCUGCACAAAUAUAGCGCAAACGCCAAUGUCCUCGACUGCAAGAUGGCCCUCAAGCCGCAGGAGCUGGAUCACAGCAAACGCAAGACAAAGGUUGUGGCCAGCCUGGGGCCCGCAUCUUGGAGCGAGGAGAUGAUCCCCAAGAUGAUCGAAGCAGGAACUGACAUUUUCCGUUUGAACUGCUCCCAUCGUCGUGGUGGCGACUUCGAGCGCGUCUACCCAUUGAUCAGGAAGUAUUCGAAGAUGCUGGGCCGUCGUGUGGAAGUCUUGGGAGACCUGCAGGGCCCCAAGUUCCGUGUGGGGGAAUUGGAGGGUGAGCCAGUGCCGUUGAAGGAAGGCGAGGUUGUGGAAUUUGGCAUUUGCAAGGAUGACAAUGACCUCAUCAAGCCGGGCCGCAUCACCAUGAAACCCACCACUGAGCAGCUGGCACUUGUGAAGGCUUGCAAGGUUGGGAUUGAUUUGCUGAUCGAAGAUGGCAUUAUGAAGGUCAACGUAGUGGAGAAGAUUUCCGACACGGAGUUGAAGGUGAAGAUCAUCCGUGGAGGAAAGCUGAAGGCUCGCAAGGGCGUGAAUGUGCCCGAUUGUGAGAUCGAUUGCGCUGCCCUCACCACAAAGGACAUCGAAGAUGCCGAGUAUUUGUUGCAACUUGAUCCUCCCGUGGAGUACAUUUGCGUGUCUUUCGCUCAGAAGGGUCAGGAUCUGCAAGAGCUCAUCGACAUCAUGGAUCGCUUGAAGGUUCCAGCUGACAAACGUCCGAAGAUUUGCCCGAAGAUCGAAAAGCCACAAGCAUUGACCAACAUCGAGGGCAUCAUUGAGAAGUCACAGGCGUUGAUGGUAGCAAGGGGUGACCUGGGCGUUGAGCUCGAGCUGGAGCGUGUGCCCUUCGCACAGAAACUGCUGAUUGCCCGAGCCAAGAAGGCCGGACUUUUUGUCAUCAAUGCCACCCAAAUGGUCGAGAGCAUGAUCGAAAAUCCCGUGCCCACACGGUCUGAAGUGUGCGACCUGCAAAAUGCAGUGUUCGAUGGGGCUGAUGCAGUGAUGCUCAGCGGAGAGGCGGCCAGUGGGAAGUUCCCGUGCGAGGCGGUGAUGGCCGAGGCUGAUGCAGCGCUUGAGGCAGAAGCCGUCCGGGACUUCUUGAAGCCACAGGUUCCCGAUGGCACGGUGGUCGAUGAGGCCAACAAACCGCAGGAGCUUGAUGACAGCAAGCGGCAAACUCAAGUGGUUGCCUCGUUGGGACCUGCGUCUUGGAGCGAGGAGAUGAUUCCAAAGAUGAUCGCGUCAGGGACGAACAUUUUCCGCCUAAACUGUUCCCAUCGCCGUGGUGGUGACUUCGAACGUGUCUAUCCGCUGAUCCGGAAGUAUGCCAAGGAGAUGGGGAAGAAGGUGGAAUGCCUGGGUGACCUGCAGGGCCCCAAGUUCCGUGUGGGCGAGCUGGCGGCAGACCCUGUGGAGCUGAAGAACGGCGAUAUCUUGGAGUUCGGUAUUUGCAAGGAUGACAGUGACCUCAUCCGCCCUGGGCGCAUCACCAUGAAGCCCACUGUGGAGCAGAAUGCCUUGGUGAAAGCUUGUAAGCCCGGAACCCCUUUGCUGCUGGAAGAUGGCAUCAUGGAGGUGAAGGUCGUGGAGAAGUGUUCUGAGACGGAGCUAAAAGUGGUGGUGAUCCGAGGAGGAAAGUUGAAGGCGCGCAAGGGCGUCAAUGUGCCCGACGUGGAGAUCGACUGCGCCGCCCUCACGGAGAAGGACAUCGAGGAUGCCGAAUACCUGCUUCAACUGGACCCACCUAUUGAGUACAUUUGCGUAUCCUUUGCUCAGAAAGGUCAAGAUUUGCAAGAGCUUAUUGACAUCAUGGAUCGAUUGAAAGUGCCCGCUGACAAGCGCCCCAAGAUUUGCCCCAAGAUUGAGAAGCCUCAGGCCUUCACCAACAUCGAGGGCAUCAUCGCGAAGUCCCAGGCACUCAUGGUGGCACGUGGUGAUCUCGGCGUGGAGCUGGGCCUGAACCGUGUGCCCUUCGCGCAGAAACUCCUCAUCCAACGUGCCAAGCAAGCAGGGCUGUUUGUGAUCACUGCCACACAGAUGGUGGAGAGCAUGAUUGAGAACCCUGUGCCAACGCGUGCGGAAGUCUCUGACUUGAUGAAUGCUGUUUGGGACGGCACAGAUGCAGUGAUGCUCAGUGGUGAGGCAGCAACGGGAAAGUUCCCAUGCGAAGCCGUGAUGGCCGAAGCCUCUGCAACUCGAGAGGCAGAGACCGUCAAGCAUCGCUUGCAGAAAGCUUGCCCAUAUGUGGCCAUUGACAGCCGCUUGCCAUUGCGUCCACCAAGAGCCUUGAACUGUGGAAUGGCGCUGAAGCGACAGGAGACGGACCACAACAAGAGGAAGACGAAGGUGGUGGCCAGUCUGGGCCCUGCUUCCUGGAGCGAAGAGAUGAUCCCGAAGAUGAUCCAGGCCGGCGCCGACAUCUUCCGCCUGAACUGCUCUCACCGCCGGGGUGGCGACUUCGAGCGGGUCUAUCCACUGAUCCGGAAGGCAGCCCAGGAGCUGGGCCGAAAGGUGGAGUGCUUGGGAGACCUCCAGGGUCCCAAGUUCCGCGUGGGUGAGUUGGCCAGCGAUCCAAUCCCGUUGAAAGAUGGAGACGUCUUGGAGUUCGGUAUUUGCAAGGAUGACAGUGACCUCAUCCGGCCUGGCCGCAUCACCAUGAAGCCCACAAUCGAGCAAAAUGCUUUGGUGAAGGCUUGUACUCCUGGCACACCAUUGUUGCUGGAAGAUGGCAUUAUGGAAGUGCGCGUGGUCGAGAAGCUCUCAGACACCGAGCUCAAGGUGAAAGUUGUCCGUGGUGGGAAGCUGAAGGCUCGCAAGGGUGUGAAUGUGCCCACGGUGCAGAUCGACUGUGCCGCCUUGACGGAGAAGGACAUCGAGGAUGCCGAGUACCUUUUGCAGUUGGAACCCCCCAUCGAGUACAUUUGCGUGUCUUUCGUGCAGAAGGGCCAAGACUUGCAGGAACUCAUCGACAUCAUGGAUCGCCUCAAGAUUCCGCAGGAGCGCCGUCCAAAAAUCUGCCCGAAGAUCGAGAAGCCACAGGCACUGACCAACAUCGAGGGCAUCAUCGCCAAAAGUCAGGCGCUCAUGGUGGCGCGUGGAGAUUUGGGUGUCGAGCUGGAGCUCGAGCGUGUGCCCUUCGCACAAAAGUUGCUCAUCAGGAGAGCAAAGGAUGCUGGUCUUUUCGUCAUCAAUGCCACGCAAAUGGUGGAAAGUAUGAUCGAGCAGCCGAUCCCCACCAGAGCAGAAGUUAGCGACUUGCAGAACGCCGUGUGGGAUGGUGCCGAUGCUGUGAUGCUUAGCGGCGAGGCAGCCAGUGGCAGGUACCCUUGCGAAUCGGUGAUGGCAGAGGCGGAUGCAGCUCUUGAAGCUGAAAGUGUGAAGCACCUCUUCGUACCUCAAGUCUUCGAUGACUAUGUAGUGGACGAAGCAAACAAGCCCAGAGAGUUGGACGAUAGCAAGAGGAGGACCAAGGUGGUGGCAAGUCUUGGGCCAUCCUCAUGGAGUGAUGAGAUGAUCCAGAAGAUGAUCUUGGCAGGCACCGACAUCUUCCGGCUAAACUGCUCUCAUCGCAGAGGUGGCGACUUCGAGCGAGUCUACCCCUUGAUCCGCAAGCACUCGAAGGAGCUGGGUGUGAACGUGGCCUGCUUGGGCGAUUUGCAGGGCCCCAAGUUCCGCGUGGGAGAGCUGGCUGCAGAUCCGAUUCCCUUGACCAACGGAGAGAUCCUUGAGUUUGGAAUUUGCAAGGAUGACAAUGACACGAUCAAGCCUGGACGCAUCACCAUGAAACCAACUACUGAACAGAACGCCUUGGUCGAGGCCUGCAAGGUGGGCACCGUGCUACUCAUCGAGGAUGGAUUGAUGGAAGUGAAGGUCACUGAGAAAAUCUCCAACACCGAGCUGAAGGUUGAAGUGAUCCGCGGAGGCAAGCUGAAGGCUCGCAAGGGUGUCAACGUCCCGGAUCUGGAGAUCAAUUGCGCAGCUUUGACCUCCAAGGAUAUUGAGGAUGCUGAGUUUUUGCUGCAGCUGGAUCCACCCAUCGAGUACAUUUGCGUGUCUUUUGUGCAGAAGGGCCAGGACUUGCAGGAGCUCAUUGACAUCAUGGAUCGCCUCAAGAUCCCAGCUGAACGACGACCAAAGAUCUGCGCCAAGAUCGAGAAGCCACAGGCGCUGACCAAUAUCGACGGUAUCAUCGCGAAGUCCCAGGCGCUCAUGGUGGCCCGUGGUGAUCUCGGCGUGGAGUUGGGCCUGAACCGUGUGCCCUUCGCUCAGAAGUUGCUGAUCGCACGCGCCAAGCAAGCAGGGCUUUUCGUGAUCAAUGCCACUCAAGUGGUGGAGAGCAUGAUCAACAACCCAGUGCCCACACGUGCUGAAGUGAGCGAUGUGUGCAAUGCCGUUUGGGAUGGUGCAGAUGCUGUGAUGCUUUCUGGAGAGGCCGCCAGUGGCAACUUCCCCUUAGAGGCUGUCAUGGCUGAGGCUUCAGCUGCACGGGAAGCGGAGUCGGUGAAGCACCGCCUGAGGCGUGCCUGCCCCCCAGUAGAGUCAGGUGAUGUCGUGCCACCAAUGCUGCACGUGAACAUGGGCAACAAGAAGCAGGAGACCAAUGAUGCUCUGAGGAAGACGAAAGUCGUGGCCAGCUUAGGCCCAGCCUCGUGGAGUGAGGAGAUGAUCCCCAAGAUGGUCGCAGCGGGCACGGACAUCUUCCGCUUGAACUGCUCCCACCGUCGGGGUGGCGACUUUGAACGCGUCUAUCCGCUGAUCAGAAAGGCGGCACAAGAUCUUGGCAGAAAGGUGGAGUGCCUUGGAGACUUGCAGGGGCCCAAGUUCCGCGUGGGUGAGCUUGCGGGCGAUCCCAUCGAGUUGGUGAACGGCGAGAUCUUGGAGUUCGGCAUCUCCAAGGACGACAACGACAACAUCCGCCCAGGGCGAAUCACCAUGAAACCCACUUUGGAGCAGAAUGCCUUGAUUGCAGCUGCAAAGGUGGGCAUUGACCUGCUCUUGGAGGAUGGCAUCAUGAAGGUGAACGUCGUUGAGAAGCUCAGCAACACGGAAUUGAAGGUGAAGGUGGUCCGUGGUGGCAAGCUGAAGGCUCGAAAGGGUGUCAAUGUGCCAGACGUGGAGAUCGACUGCGCUGCCUUGACGGCCAAAGAUAUCGAAGACGCUGAGUUUUUGCUGCAGUUGGAUCCACCCAUCGAGUACAUUUGCGUGUCUUUCGUGCAGAAGGGGCAGGACUUGCAGGAACUCAUCGACAUCAUGGAUCGCCUCAAGAUUCCGCAGGAGCGACGGCCCAAGAUUUGCCCAAAGAUCGAGAAGCCGCAGGCACUGACCAACAUCGAUGGCAUCAUUGCCAAGUCCGAGGCGCUCAUGGUGGCACGUGGGGAUUUGGGCGUCGAGCUGGAACUCGAACGGGUGCCCUUCGCGCAAAAGUUGCUGAUCCGAAAGGCCAAGGAUGCAGGCCUGUUUGUCAUCAAUGCCACCCAGAUGGUGGAGAGCAUGAUCGAGAGCCCGGUGCCCACACGGGCAGAAGUGAGUGACCUCCAAAAUGCGAUCUGGGAUGGUGCAGAUGCUGUCAUGCUGAGUGGUGAGGCUGCCAGUGGCAAGUUCCCGUGCGAGGCGGUGAUGGCCGAGGCCGAAGCCGCCUUGGAGGCUGAGAGUGUCAAAGAUCUCCUGCAGCCGCGCCUGGGCGUGGACUACUUCUGCGACGAGGGCAACAAACCUCGAGAGAUGGACGACGCCAAGCGCCGCACCAAGGUGGUGGCAAGCUUGGGCCCAGCGUCAUGGAGUGAGGAGAUGAUCCCCAAGAUGAUCGAAGCAGGCACCGACAUCUUCCGCCUGAACUGCUCCCAUCGCCGUGGUGGUGACUUUGAGCGUGUGUAUCCGCUGAUCCGCAAGACCGCUCAGCAGAUGGGCAAGAAGGUGGAGUGCUUGGGAGACCUGCAAGGGCCAAAGUUCCGUGUUGGCGAGCUGGCCGGAGAUCCAGUGGAGCUCAAGAAUGGUGAGAUCGUCGAGUUCGGCAUUAGCGUGGAUGACAACGACAACAUUCGACCUGGGCGCAUCACCAUGAAGCCAACGACAGAGCAGAACGCGCUGGUGAAGGGAUGCAAGGUCGGAACGACCCUGCUCAUUGAAGAUGGCAUCAUGGAGGUCAUUGUCACCGAGAAGCUGAGCGAUACUGAGCUCAAGGUGCAGAUCACCCGCGGCGGAAAGUUGAAGGCCAGAAAGGGUGUCAACGUGCCUGACAUCGAAAUUGAUUGCGCAGCACUCACAGUGAAAGACAUCGAGGAUGCUGAGUUCCUUCUGCAGUUGGACCCUCCGAUCGAGUACAUUUGCGUUUCCUUUGCGCAGAAGGCACAGGAUUUGCAGGAGCUCAUCGACAUCAUGGACCGACUAAAGAUCCCAGCAGAGAAACGACCCAAGAUUUGCCCAAAGAUCGAGAAGCCUCAGGCUCUGACCAAUAUCGACGGCAUCAUUGAAAAAUCGGAAGCUUUGAUGGUUGCUCGUGGUGAUUUAGGUGUGGAGCUUGGCCUUUGCCGUGUCCCCUUUGCGCAGAAGUUGCUGAUCCGCAAGGCCAAACAGGCCGGUCUCUUCGUGAUCACCGCCACGCAGAUGGUGGAGAGCAUGAUCGAAGCGCCCGUGCCGACUAGGGCCGAAGUCUCGGACCUUUGCAAUGCUGUGUGGGAUGGCACCGAUGCGGUCAUGCUUUCUGGAGAGGCAGCCAGUGGCAAGUUCCCAUGCGAAGCAGUGUUAGCAGAAGCUUCAGCUGUGAGAGAGGCCGAGUCAGUAGAGCAUAGAGUUUUCCCAGCGAUCCCUGCGGUGGUUUGAACAAUGGUUUCAAUCUGAGCAGUGACGCUCUUAAACGGAGGUUUGCCCGGAUGCUCGACUUGUA
This is a messenger RNA of Durusdinium trenchii, 7322 nucleotides long. The record is from the annotation of a GenBank genome assembly. Lineage: Eukaryota; Dinophyceae; Suessiales; Symbiodiniaceae.